Molecule: messenger RNA, 3927 nt
Organism: Hippocampus zosterae (dwarf seahorse)
Lineage: Eukaryota; Metazoa; Chordata; Actinopteri; Syngnathiformes; Syngnathidae
Product: PRELI domain containing protein 3B-like
Exons: 6
Coding region: 1674-2258 (194 amino acids)
Biological process (GO): phospholipid transport
Cellular component (GO): mitochondrial intermembrane space
Molecular function (GO): phosphatidic acid transfer activity
Source: RefSeq, a predicted model, not a curated record
AAGUAAUUGUAUAAUAAAGUGUAGUAAUAAUAGAAUAAGGUUGCAAUAUUAAAGUGGCAAUACUAUGGAAAAAAAUCAUAUAUUACUGUGAGAAUAAAUAUGUCAAGAGAAAAAAGUUGUAACGUUCAGAGAAUAAAGUCAUAGUAAAUAAAGGCGGACAUUCAAAAAAAAUUACUGCGAGAAUCAGGCUGGAUGUUUUUUUCGGGAACUAAGUCACAUUUUGAGUGGAAAAAAAUGUAUAUACAAAGCAUAAAGUUGUAAAACUAUAGAAUUAAAGUCAUACUGCUUUGAGACUCAAGUCGUAAUGUUACAUAAAAAAGUCGCAAUGCUGGGAAAAUAAAAUUCCCAUUUUGUGUGAAAGAAUCAGAACAGCCGCAUUAAAGGUUUUCUGUUUAUAAGGAAUAAAAAAAUACAACCAGACAUGCUGGUCUAUGACUACCAUUUACAAUAACCUUUGCUUUUGACAUUGUGCAGCCAGCAGCUCAAAAUGUGUCCUUGCUCCUCCAAGGUUGCGCAGAACUUUCAACCUUCCAUGCAGGACAAUUGUAUAAUACCGAUGAUUGUUUUUGCAAUACUCGCUAACAAAAGACAAAAAGCAUUCUAUUAUUCUGGUAUAUUACAAGGGUUGACCAAAAGUAAGUACAGUAUGUACUUUUUAAAUAAACUUGUUUCUUUUAAGAGGUGCCGUGAAUAAUGGGACUUAUUUGAUUCAAGAAAGAAGAAAAGUAGUUUCACGCAAAAGAAGAAGGAAGGACUCAAUAUCACAAAUGGGUGCCAGGGAAGAAAAUAAGUAAGGGUGGAACAAAGAAGGGAAGAGAGAAAAGCAUGGUUGAGCUGGAAGCAAGGAGGCCAGGGACUGGGAAAGGCAGAAAAGUAGCAAAGGAAGGACGCAUUAAUAAAACCGGGUGUGAGUGAACAAGGCAUGAAAGAAUGAAAAAAAAGGGGAGGCUUGGAGGAAAGCAAAGCAGGCAGAAGAGAUGGAAGGAAGGAGGGAAUGACGGAAGGCAAAAAAAUAAAGCAAAGGAAGGAAAGGUAUGUGACACAAAAGCUGGUCUGAGGGAAGAAGGCGGGAAAGAGCAAAGAUCAGUAGGUAAGUCUGGAAGGCAGGAAGACAGAGACAGGUCAAAAUAAUACAGCAAAGGAGGGAAGAGUGAAAAAGGAAAAUCAGGUUUAAAUGAAGGAAGGAUCCAUAAAGAACGAUGGAAGGAAUGAUGCAAGAUUAAAAAAAACGCCGAGGGAAGAUAUAAAGAGGGUCUGGAAAGGAUGGACUUCGGAUAAGAAAGAUAACUGUAAACGUACUAAAUAUAUAUACAUAAAAUAAUAUCAUUAAAGCGUAAACCUUUUGGGCCCGCCCUGUUGUACACGUGUUCUAAAAAAAACAGAAAGGAAAACAACUCCUGUUAUGUCACUGAGUGCUAUUUUAAUAAGCCAUCAGCAUUCCACUGCCCCAAGUGAGAGUGACAGCAGACCGGUUACGCGCCAUGCCGCAUGCUGACUGAGGCGGAUGUGCGUCAUACCAGUCACGUGACAGCUCUGUUGAACGAGGGGAGGAAGGACACGGGGAGGGACUUACGCUUGUCUUGACUUCAACCCGGCAUCUCGCACACCGGCCUCAGUGAAACGGAUCAGCCCGGCGAAUUACAUUCACCCAUCCGACCGCAACUCUCCGCGCUAUGAAGAUUUGGACAUCGGAACACAUAUUCAAUCAUCCUUGGGAGACUGUGACCAAGGCAGCGAUGCAAAAGUACCCCAACCCGAUGAAUCCUAGCGUGUUCGGGGUCGACGUUUUAGACAGGACCAUCGACCAGCAGGGCCGACUGCACAGCAAAAGGCUUCUCAGCACUGAGUGGGGUCUUCCCUCUAUCGUCAAGUCUAUCAUUGGCAACGCGCGGACGUGUACGUACAUUCAAGAGCACUCAGUUGUGGAUCCACUCGAGAAGAGUUUGCAACUUCAGUCCACAAAUAUUACAUUCACCAACUUGGUGUCUGUGGAUGAGAAGCUCACGUAUAAACCCCACCCUGAAGAUUCUCGAAAAACAAUCCUGACGCAAGAAGCCAUCAUAUCUGUAAAAGGAGUCAGUCUAAGCAGCUAUUUGGAGGGCAUUCUAGCAAGCACUAUCUCAACCAAUGCCGGAAAGGGCCGUGAAGCCGUGGAAUGGGUGAUCCGGCGGCUCAACACCGAAAUCGAGGAACUUGCAGCAACAGCACGCGGGACGAUGCGAAGCCCAAUGGCCGCUGCCACCGUCACUGACAAAUGACCUCUGCUUCUUAUUUUUCCAGCGAAGCAUCCCCAUGCCCCGGUGAUACUCUAACACUGCCUUGUGUUUCUUGUGUGUUAUGUGACAAUGCAUUUGGACCUGCAUAGAAACACCAGGCUCUGAUGGAAUUUGGGGGAUAAGGGUGUGGGCACUCAGGGAACCAUGGAAAUCGGGAGGAAACAAGUGCCAAAAUCUCGUUGGCUGAAUUUACACUACAUGUUCAAGUGAUUAUUUAUUUUUAUUUUUUUAGCUCAGAUUUUGUUUUUAUGCUUUCAAGUGCCCAAGUGGGAUAUGCGUCAUGGGAGCAUAAAAACACAAACAAAAACAUUGGAUCAGAUAUCUUCAGAUCAGAAUCAGGACUCUUCCAAAAGUGGAUACAAAUCGGAAUCUUAUAUGUGCCAAUGUGAGUGUGGAAGUAUACGUCUCGAUGGAAAUAUAUCUCAUCAGUAUUAACUACCGGUAACUGUCAUCUAAAUACACUGAUUGGUGAUGUGGACACACUUGCAUCGACUCAAACAACAAAAACGAAAACCUGCUGUUAUUCAAAAUUGCAUUGUAAGCAUAUAGACAACUAAACAAAUGACAUUAGUGGUUUGUUCUUCCUUAAAUAAGCAAAGUAAUUGCAGAUGGCCACCACUGCGCCAGUGACCUAUUGCCAAUGUUACUCUCGUUUUAAUUAUGUGUCAGCACAGACCAACUAAUAUUCGUAUUAUUUGUAUAUUGCUGUUUACUACUUUUGUGUUGUCACUGCCCGCUGUUGGCACUAGUGAGUUAUUUCAGUGCAAUUUGGCUGUCUACAUUUUGUUUCAUGUUUUCAGCCAGUGAAAACACAGCCGCAUCAAAUACUGUAUGUAUCACUGGAGACAGUGCCCCCAAAAAACUGAUAUCAGGAUUAAAUUUAGAACCUGGCACUUGAACCUGUAAUGUAAACCCAGCCUUAAAAACACCAUAUAGUCAGUGUUGUUAUCUAGCACAAACAUGGUACAUGUCAAGCAAACAUGCCAAUUGUGGCAUGAAGAACAAUUGAGCGCACAACAAAACAUGCAUUGUCGCGGUGUUGCAAAAGCAUCGAUACAAAGAAAUGAUUCUAGUUUCACAUGGUGGUGGUUAGGUACUUUGAAGUGGUUUUGCGUGUCAGAAGACAGUCAAUGGCACAUAUUUUAUUUAUGUAUUUUUUUGAGUUGUUGGAGUUUGAUCUUCAACACUCUUCUGAGACCUCAUUGAUAACAUUCUGUACUGGAUGUCAGUAAAUAAGCUUGUAAAAUAUUAGGUGUUAUUUAAUAAAUAGUCAAAUAUUUAAUUUGUAUGAAGGGAUCAAGUUACCAUUGGGUGUUUUAAAGGAAAUGUACAAUGAUCAGCUACUUAUGGUGCGUCCAUAGAUAUGAAAGCUGCUCCUUGACUGCAGUCGUUUCCAUUUGCACUUCCAACAAAGCUGCAGAUUUAGAAGGAGCAGAUAGAGCUGAACAUUCGCAAAGGUUUUCAUACUGUUACGAUAAGACUGUGGGUUUGUUUUUUUAAAGCAUAUUGCUGUGAAUGUAAUGCAUUUAUUCAUUAGAUAGACUUUUAAAUGAAGUGAGUAGGAAAUUAUAACUUGUGCCUUUGUCAAAUAAAUGGCCAUGCCAACCAAGAAAAUGCUAAUAAAAGCAUUUUGAUGAUUUUGUACAAUUAC